This is a messenger RNA of Mytilus californianus (California mussel), 2007 nucleotides long. RefSeq names its product toll-like receptor 3. The coding region runs from base 199 to 1848 and encodes 549 amino acids. The record is from RefSeq and is a predicted model, not a curated record. NCBI's taxonomy places the organism in Eukaryota, Metazoa, Mollusca, Bivalvia, Mytilida, Mytilidae. Gene Ontology annotation, molecular function: protein binding. The transcript is spliced from 2 exons.
UUUUGACAAAAUAAGGAAUGUCGGAAAGCAGAAAGUAGGUUUGUUUUUAUAAAGAUGGCUUUCCGUGUCAACCUGCCCAACAGACAGAAACAAAAGGCUCCAGGAUGCUGAUAUGAACAAGAAUCAAUUAUGGUCAGUUUAUUCAAAGGACAGAAAUAUUUUUAAAAGUUAUGAUAGAGCAGACGGCAAUCAAAUAAAAUGAUUCAUGGUUGGCAGACGUGUAUUUUUUUCGUCAUUCUAAGCAUUAUAUACGUAGAAUUAGAAGCAAGAGGAACGCAAUGGAAAUGUCCACCUGCACACCCUAAGUGUGAGUGUAACAGUAGAUUGGUCAACAGAACUAGAGUACCAUAUAGGGCCGAUUGUAGCAGUCAAAAGCUGACUCACAUUCCUGAAUUUAUACAAAACUAUACGAAACUUAAGUUUUCAGGAAACAUUUUGCCUCGAAUAAAUCGAACAACAUUUGAGAAUCUGUGGAAUCUGCCAAUCUCAGAGCUAUUCCUUAAUACCUGUAGAAUAGAACAAGUUGAGGCUGAUACUUUCAAUGAUCUGCAUUCCCUAGAGUUUAUUGACUUUAGCAAUAAUGGGGAAAUUAACAUAUCGCAGCUGGCAUCAUGUUUCAGAACGACCAACCUGAUAGGCAUAGACCUUUCGAAUAUACCAUUAAGACGUUAUGUGGUCGAUUUCUUCAACACAUCUGCUUCCGAAAAAUUAAAGUUCGUUCGCCUUGCAGCUUGUGGUCUAACUUCUUUAACACUUGAGAUGUUUGAACAUUUACAAAACCUAAUUGAAUUAGAUGUUAGUCGUAACAUACUCUAUUCCAUAGAUAUGACAGUUAUUCCUCCAGUUAAAAUAUUUUCAGCAAAAUAUACGGAAUUAUCUGAUCUGAAUGUUCAAAGUAAAAAGACUUCACUGACCAGACUUGACCUGAGUUACAAUCGUUUUAUCAAUUUUAGUCUGUUUUAUAAUUACAAUCACACACUUGAACAUCUAGAGGAUUUAUAUUUAGACUCCAAUCCAAUAACGUUUCUACCAAUAGAGACAUUCUCUCGUUUGUCGUCCCUCAGAAGUCUCAGCUUGUGCAACAUCACAUCACAUUUACAAGUCUUUUCGGGUAUAAACAACUCGGCAUUACGGUAUUUAAACCUAAGUUAUAAUGAGAUCAGCCCAAAAUAUUCAAAGGCGUUCUUGAAAGAUGCUUACCACCUGAAGUAUUUGAAAAUGGACUCGGUCGAUAUGCGUAAAUGGACAGACAGUGAUAUUACGAUGUUCCUCAAACCACUGUGUGCAACACUGGAUCAUUUGCUCUUACCUAGGACUUACUUUAAAUCCAUACCCUCGAAUGCACUCCGUUGCUUUAAAAGAUUAAACGUAUUAGACUUGUCUUCAAACAAUAUAUCAACUUGGGAACACGAAACAUUUGUUAAUGUGACAAUAAGGGGCCAACUGUUGCUGAAGAACAACAAAAUUGAAAUAAUCAAAGAAAACUUCUUUCCUCGAAAUAUAAUCGAUGGAUAUAAUGGGCGUCCGUUCUUGGACUUUAAGGGUAAUCCGUUUUCUUGUACCUGCGAAAUACAUUGGUUCAGAACCUGGUUGAGGACUGGCUACACGAGAUUUAGGGGGAGUAGGGGAAACAACUAUUUGUGCCAUUCACCAGAACACUUGAAGAACACAUUCUUUGUUGAGUAUGAUCCUGUAUACGAGGAUUGUUUUCAAAUGAGUAUGGCAAUUAUUGUCGCUCUCUCUUUAUGUGGUACUUGUAUGGUAUUAGUAACUUUAACAUCAUACAUCUUGAAUCUAUAUAGGAAACGGAACCCGGAAAAACAGGAUUAUAGCAUUUUUAUAACUUGAUUAGAAUUGAACGAACACGGGGAAUGUUUUAGAAUCUGUUAGAUAUUAUAUUUUUAUAAAGUCAGAAAAAAAACAACUAUGAAUAUUUGUUUCUGUUUAACUGGCAUACCAAAUAAGAUAAUCAAUUAUGUAGACUAUAAUAAAAAUAAACUUAAUGGA